CUUCUGAAGGUGCUUCUCCUCUCCAGACAGUGUCUGAGAAGAGGAGGAGCUUUCUCCCAUACAGCUUGCAUGCCAUUGGCCAGACUUGCAGAACUUUCCUCUUUUCAUCCUGACUUUUUUUUUUUUUUCCUUUUUGGAGAAGUUGACUUCUCUGCUUCUGCUGAGUGCACGUCAGCUGUAAUCUGUUCUCCAGUGGCUCACACUGACACCAUGAGCUCAGAGUCAGAUGAAUCAAAAGAUGUGGCGACAGAUGUUUUCAGCUCCAAAUAUCUGGCUGUCCAAGCCCAAAAGAAGAUCCUUGGCAAGAUGGCAUCAUCGAAAUACAUAGCAACAUCUUUGAUUGAUGACACCAGUGGGGAAGUGUUAGAUGAGCUCUAUCAAGUCACUAAAGAGUUCACGCAAACCAAGAAAGAUGCUGAGAAGAUCAUCAAGAACCUCAUCAAGACCGUAAUAAAGCUGGCUGUUCUUUACAGAAAUAGCCAGUUUAACCAAGAUGAAAUUGCACUGAUGGAGAAAUUCAAGAGAAAGGUCCACCAGUUGGCCAUGACUGUGGUCAGCUUUCACCAAGUUGAUUAUACAUUUGACCGCAAUGUGUUGUCAAAAUUAUUGAAUGAAUGUCGCGACCUUCUUCAUCAGGUCAUCCAACGUCAUCUCACAGCAAAGUCCCACGGACGUAUUAAUAAUGUGUUUGACCACUUCUCAAAUUGUGAGUUUUUAGCUGCUCUAUACAAUCCAUUUGGACCUUACAAACCCCAUCUUCAGAGACUAUGUGACGGUGUGAACAAAAUGUUGGAUGAGGACAAUAUUUAAGAUUUGAGAAGGUGAAGUUCCUUAGAGUUACAUGCUGGAAACUGAGUGUGGAAACAGAUUGCCAUGUAGGAGAAAGAGACCACUUGCGGAAGGAUGUUUGAUCUGCUAAUGUUAACACUGGAAAAUGAUUAUUUUGUUCUCUAGUGACAGUUUCUGGUUCUCCCUGGACCAAUGUUACUGAGCAGUUAUUACAUACAGAUACAUUUCCUCAUAUAUGCUGGACAUACAGUAGCUUCGCACGUGGAAAGGAAACACCUUGAAGCAGAAAUCUCCAGUGAAGAUGGAAUGUUACAACGGUCUGCUGUAAGGGUGAAGCCAUUAAUGGCCAUUUUCAAGGUUACAUAAUGCAAAAGACAAUUGCAUGUAUGUUUUCCUCUGUUGCUAUGUAAAAUAUAUUCUUUUUGCAUUUAUAUGAUCUUGAUAAGUAAAUGAAUAAAAAAGGCA
Messenger RNA from Nanorana parkeri, 1254 nucleotides. RefSeq names its product TNF alpha induced protein 8 (gene TNFAIP8). The transcript has 2 exons. Gene Ontology annotation, cellular component: cytoplasm. Gene Ontology annotation, molecular function: cysteine-type endopeptidase inhibitor activity involved in apoptotic process. Gene Ontology annotation, biological process: regulation of apoptotic process. The record is from RefSeq and is a predicted model, not a curated record. The coding region runs from base 70 to 810 and encodes 246 amino acids. NCBI's taxonomy places the organism in Eukaryota, Metazoa, Chordata, Amphibia, Anura, Dicroglossidae.